Uncinocarpus reesii 1704 is the source of this 171-nucleotide messenger RNA. RefSeq lists its product as uncharacterized. Bases 1 to 171 code for a protein of 56 amino acids. The record is from RefSeq and is a predicted model, not a curated record. NCBI's taxonomy places the organism in Eukaryota, Fungi, Ascomycota, Eurotiomycetes, Onygenales, Onygenaceae. The transcript has a single exon.
AUGGCUCUAAAGAUGCUACUUACUGACGCACUGGGGUGCGAGUUCCUCUCGAGCAUCCAACGUGCCGAUUCUAGCACUUUGUUCUGCGACUGGGAUAGCCAACGCGAGACUGGCAAAGAGGGGAAGAAGAGCAGCGGUAGAGACCUUCAUGACGGCAGUUCCGCACGGUGA